Molecule: messenger RNA, 2337 nt
Organism: Populus nigra (black poplar)
Lineage: Eukaryota; Viridiplantae; Streptophyta; Magnoliopsida; Malpighiales; Salicaceae
Product: probable leucine-rich repeat receptor-like protein kinase At1g68400
Exons: 2
Coding region: 122-2077 (651 amino acids)
Biological process (GO): protein phosphorylation
Molecular function (GO): ATP binding; protein kinase activity; protein binding
Source: RefSeq, a predicted model, not a curated record
CUUCUCUCUCCCUCCCUCAGAAAUCCAACGGCUACUUAUCAUCACUCAUCCCAUUUUACCACAGGUCCCCAGCCUUAUAUUUUCCUGUUUGUUUUCUCGAGAAAACCAGACCAGAAAGAAAAUGUUGUCCAAACAAAACUUUCUUUCUAUCUUCUUCUUCUUCUCUUGCAUCUUCUCUAGUUCUUUAUCGAACCCGGAUUUUAUUACAUUACUCUCUUUCAAAUCCUCCUUGUUAGACUCAUCAAACGCGUUAUCCACCUGGGUCAACUCAACUAACCCGUGCAUUGAUUCCUGGCUUGGUGUCACAUGCCAUCCCACAACUCACCGAGUCACGAAACUGGUACUUGAGAACUUGAAUCUUACUGGUUCGAUCGACGCUCUGAGUCAACUCACUCAACUCAGACUCUUAAGCUUAAAACAAAACCACCUCUCCUCUGCUUUCGAUUUGAACUUUUCUUCUUUGAAAAACCUCAAGCUUCUUUACCUCUCUCACAACCGCCUUUCCGGAAACUUCCCCUCUGGAAUCCACUCCCUUCGGCGUCUCCGGAGGCUCGACCUUUCCUAUAAUUACUUUUAUGGUGAGAUUCCAUUUCCCGAGUUGGCUCAGAUGCCUCGGCUACUAACUCUUCGUCUCGAUUUCAACUCAUUCACUGGGAAAAUCGGACCUUUCAGCUUUUUCCCAUCUGGGUCAAUCCUGGAAUUCAAUGUUUCCAAUAAUUUUCUCUCCGGCGAGAUUCCGGCGAUAUUUUCACGUUUCCCGGUGAGUUCUUUUUCCGGAAAUAAGAAUCUUUGUGGUAAACCGCUGGCGUUGGAUUGUUUUCAUCGGACAGUGGAGAGUGAGCCAGCAAAACCAGGUGAUGUAGGAAUGAAGAAUAAAAAGAAGAAGGGAGUGAGUGACUGGGCGGUGUUUCUGAUCAUCACUGCCGAUGCGGUUGCCAUUUUGGCAGCGCUCGUGACCAUCACGUGCUGCUGUUACUGUAAAAAAAGACGAAACAGUGGGGCCCAGGAGAGAAUUAAAAGGAAAGUUAGGCCAGCAGGUUCCCUCAAUUCAAUGGGUGGAUUUUACGGUGGUGGUGUUGGUGGUGGCCGUGACGAGGUGAUGGUGGUGUUUGAUGGGUGCAAGGGUUUUGGUGAUGUGGAUGAUUUGUUGAAGUCAUCAGCUGAGUUGUUAGGAAAAGGAUUUGCGGGGACCACUUAUAAGGUGGUGGUGGAUGGUGGUGAUAUGAUGGUUGUUAAGAGGGUGAGAGAGAGGAGAAAGAGAAAGGAGGUUGAUAGCUGGUUGAGGAUAAUUGGUGGGCUAAGGCAUUCUAACAUUGUGAGCUUAAGAGCUUAUUAUGAUUCUAAUGAGGAGUUGCUUUUGGUCUAUGAUUUUCUACCAAAUGGAAGCUUACACUCUCUCUUGCAUGGGAACAGAGGACCAGGGAGGACUCCAUUGGACUGGACAACAAGGUUAAAACUAGCAUCAGGUUCUGCACUUGGCCUUGCAUUUCUGCAUGGCUACAACAAAGCCAAGCAUUUCCAUGGGAACCUAACAUCAUCAAACAUCGUAGUUGAUCACUUGGGAAAUGCUUGUGUUUCUGACAUUGGUCUCCACCAACUCCUGCAUGCCGCAUCUAUCUCAAACAAUGGCUACAAGGCUCCAGAACUAAUGCCUAACAACCAGAAUAAUGUCAGCCAGAGAAGGUUCACACAAAAAUGUGAUGUAUAUAGCUUUGGGGUGAUUUUGCUUGAGAUAUUGACAGGGAAAAUGCCAAAUGGAGAGGGAGAAACAAGUUUAGUGAAGUGGGUUCAAAGAGUGGCAAGAGAAGAGUGGACUUGGGAGGUGUUUGAUUUUGAGUUGUUGAGGUACAAGGAAAUGGAGGAGGAAAUGGUAGGUCUUAUGCAAGUAGCUUUGCUUUGCUUGGCUCCAUUUCCAAGAGACCGCCCAAAGAUGAGCAUGGUGCAUAUGAUGAUUGAAGAUAUUAGGACCAAGGGUGGAAGACAAUUAGGUGACCGGAGUUCUAUUAUGAAUGAUCUGUCUUCUGAUUCAUCUCCUUCUCUAUCAGAAAGCACCCUCAAUUUCACCAGUGGGAGUUGAUUAGUUUAUAAAAGAGAAGUGGCAGCUGUCAUGUUUGCCUAAUUAAGUUCAUAAUUAGCAGAAAGGGGGCACUUUUAGCAGUUUGACAUCAUAAGGGAGCUGGGGUUGGAGAUCGUAAGCCUGUGCCAUUUGCAAUUCUGUAAAGACAAUAUAGCAUAUAGAUGAAUCUAUUUUUCAUGGUAGCAUGUUUUAAUUGAUGGAAACUAUAGUAGCAUAUAUGUAUAAUAGAUUGAGAAAUUCUCGAGUUCUGAUUCUUUGAA